AUGGAGAGACCAAGUAUCAACAUUCGUUCAUGGGAUAGGGAUUUUGAUCCGCAAACACAUGCCGUUUCAGAGGACGAGAUCGAAGGUAACGAAGACAAUCAUGAUAAUAACAAUGAUGAGGAUGAUGAUGAGGAUGAGGAGGGUGGUGGUGGAGUAAAUGACUCAUAUCCUAGUGAUGAAGCCAAGCUGGCAGCGGAUGCGGAAGUUCAGGAAAUAUUGUCUGAAAAUGACGAAGAGUUUCCUGAAACACUGAUCGAUCAAAAUGAAAUGAUGGAAACUUCUGAUGAUCAGGACAUUAUGGGGUCCCCACACUCAAGUUUUUCCUACGACGAUACAAUCACUGAUCAAGAGAUAGACGGUUUAACCAACUACAACAUUAUUUUAGAAUACCCCCAAUUGAAUUUUAAAAACGAUCAAUUAUUGUCUUUUAUUGAAGAGUUGAAUGAUUGGUUUACGUUCAAGGAUUUGCAACAGCUAAAAGAUAUCCUCCAUAUCUCAAAGAAUACAAGAUUGUCAAAAUUACCCGUGUUAAGAGAUAACCUAAUAAAAUACAAAAACACCCAAAACGGUGGAAAACUGCUCCAAGAGCUUCUAUCCCUUGCAUAUUUAUCAAUGGGAUCUUUUAAUGAUGCAAGAUCUCAUGCCGAUAUUGUUGACAAAAUUCGGAUUAACAUAAGUGAAAUGAUAAAAUGUGAAGGUCUUUUUGAGGUAUUAACGGACAUUAUUAUUGAGUCUUCUGCCAAACUUACUGAACCUACUAAUCUGGAAGUCAACGUGGAUAUGAAGCAACUUAAACUAAUUUCAAGUCAUUAUUUCUAUUCUCUCACCAUAGUUUUUAUAAUGCUGUUGCUAUUCAACACAGGAGAAUUAGAUGAUCACAAAUUCAAAAAGAGUGUUAAUACACUCAUCAAUGAAAAAGAAAUUAUGAUUGAAAUACUGAAAGCUUUAGAUCGAUGGAAAUGGAUCUCCAUCAAUUCCGAUAAUGAAGACCCAAGUAUUAUCUUAGAGUCGAUGUCUUCCAAAGUUAUUGAUAGUGAAAAGAUAAAAGUCAUGGUAGUUUCUCAGUUUAGGUUAAGAAAUACCUUGAAUUUUUUAAACAAUUUGAUAUUGUUCCAAUUUGGAGAUUUAAAGAAACUUAAGGCAACCGAAGAUUUCCUCAAAUUCAAGUUUGAAGAUUGCAAGAAAUCAAAUAAGGAUGAAGGGAAGUCGAUCACUACCUUAGACUAUAACUAUUAUGUUCAUGAACUAUUAUGUCGUUAUCCAACUUACACGCCACCAAAACUUGAGAAUUCAGAAAUCCUAGAGCUAAUUGUGAAAAACGAAAAGCCCAGCUCAAUGUCAAAAUUAAUUAAUGUUGAAUCAUUACCAAUUAACCAGCACCAAAAUCUUAAAAAUAGCAAAGAAAACUUGUUUAAUAUGUCCAAUGGUCCUCCAGAAAUCCACAUUGCAACACCGAUGCCUUCUCCUACUCUAACUCCUCAACACACAGGGAAUACCAAAAAUUGCUCUAGCAUUUCAGAAUUUGAUCAUUCUUCAAAUGAGAUAAAGAAAAAACUGUAUAUUACUCAAUCGUCCUUCCCCAAUAUAUACCCAUCAACGGAUAAUUCCAACGUUCCACGUAGUAUCCAAGAAGCAGUAAAUAUCUUCUACAAUAAUAUUAAUGAUGACUUUAAUACAAAGCAAUUCACAACAGUAUUUGAGGAAUUCAUCGUAAAGGAAAAUGGAAUACACACAAAUUCCAUAUCAGACACUUCCAACAAGAAGGAUAGCUUCAUUUUUACCGAAAAGGAUAUCGAGGAAAAUCCAAUAUUUGAAGAUGAGAUUCAAAGUUUGCAAAACGUUGAAGAGUUUUACACUAAGGGGUUGCCAUACCUCAAUUCUUUGGUAUCUAUAGUAUUGAAAUUAUUGAAUUCCAACAUCAUUCCAAGUCAACAAACAGAUGGUAAGACCAGGCAGAGGACACCAUAUACUUCAAAGUAUCAGGAUGCUGAAAAACCAUACCUCAGCAGUAAACUCAAUCCAUUUGAAAAACAGAAAUUAGAGGUAGAAAGAAUAAAAGAAACUAUGCUGAAGAAUGCCUCUACGAUAAUCAUGUUACUACAGGAAUGGUUCAAACUAUCUCAUGUGUUAAAAUUUGAAUACUUUUCAACACUACUAUAUGAUCAAGAUUUUUUGAUUUAUUUGUUUCGAUAUUUGGAUAGUAAUAAAAUUCAAGCAUUCUCAGGUAAAGAGGUUGACUUUAAGGAAAAGGAUACGUUGAUUAAUAACAGAAUAGUAUACUGUGAUUAUAAAGUGUUGUACUACCUUGAAGAUUACAAUUUUUUCAAGAAAUGCUUAGCACUAUCAACAAAUAAAGAAAAAGAGAUAAAACAUGAUGACGAGAUUGGAGAUUUCCAAUCAAUUUUUGAGAAGAAAACAAACAAGGAAGAUAUCAAUCCAUUGUCAUUUAUACUACCCUUUGUUCCUCAUAGCCAGGUAUUCACAGUUAUUAAUCCAAAUUUGAGAUGUUGCAUCUUAUUGUCCAAUCUUCUAGGCUCGAUGUAUUUGACAAUUGAAAAGUUUAAAAUCCAAAGGAUAUACAAAUUGAUUGGAUUAAGGCCAACCGAAAUUUUAAGAUUUUAUCUAACUUUACAUAAUGAACAUUUUUAUUCACCAAUUUUGAAAACCAUUAAGUUGAUCUCUCCCUUUAUAGGUAAGAAAUGGAGAGCAAAUAAUAUGGACCUUAUUUCGUUUGUUUACCUAUUUGAAAAAAUUGGUUUAAAGGAUCCAUGGUUGAACAAUUUUCUUAGUGUUGGUAUUGAGGAGAAUACAAAGCGAGGAUAUGACAAUGAGUCUGCAUUGAGAUCAUUGGUUAAGUAUUAUAACUAUUCGAAUUAUGGUGAAACAUUAAAAAAGGUUGGGUAUUCAAAUGACAUAAAUGAGUUUAUGAUGGAUCUCGAAGGUACCGGAGAUUACUUUGCGAAUAAUUUAUAA
Molecule: messenger RNA, 2973 nt
Organism: Pichia kudriavzevii
Lineage: Eukaryota; Fungi; Ascomycota; Pichiomycetes; Pichiales; Pichiaceae
Exons: 1
Coding region: 1-2973 (990 amino acids)
Biological process (GO): cytoskeleton organization
Cellular component (GO): cytosol
Source: RefSeq, a predicted model, not a curated record